This is a messenger RNA of Suillus fuscotomentosus, 701 nucleotides long. RefSeq names its product phosphatase inhibitor-domain-containing protein. Gene Ontology annotation, molecular function: protein serine/threonine phosphatase inhibitor activity; protein phosphatase 1 binding. The transcript has 2 exons. Bases 87 to 560 code for a protein of 157 amino acids. Gene Ontology annotation, cellular component: nucleus. The record is from RefSeq and is a predicted model, not a curated record. Lineage: Eukaryota; Fungi; Basidiomycota; Agaricomycetes; Boletales; Suillaceae.
GCCUGCUUAUGUAAAUCCAUAGAUGAAUAACACUUUGAUCCUUCCCAUUUCUUCCAACUUACUGAAAGUAACAUUGUCCCUAAUCAAUGAUGACUGCUCAGGGAAGGACAUACACAUCUGCGCCCGCUGAUGGAUCCAGGACGAUUACGCUACACGAUUCGCAGCCACGUCCAGAAGAUGACGCUAGUCAGCCUGGGGUUGCGGGAACUCUUAGAUUACGGGGUGAACCACGCAAAACUCGCCAGCGAGUUGCAUGGGAUGAAGACGUGAUUGACAAUGAGGGAUGCGGAAAGAAAAAGUCAAAGAUCUGCUGUAUAUACCACAAACCUCGACGGUUUGACGAAUCAUCUGAGGAGGAAUCAUCUGAGUCAGACUCUGAUUCAGACUGCCAGCAUAGUAAUUGCCCGCGUCAGAGAAGGAUGCAUCAUCCAGAAGGAAACGGGCACAGCGAUGGACUUGCUACGCGUGACGCCCCUAACAGGGGAGUGAUUCAUGAAGUAGAAGAAGAGGGCUCGAGUGGUAAUGCAUAUGAGCGCAACCCCAAGAAUAAAAGGAAUUAGGUGUGUGGGUUGAAGUAGUAUGGAGCGUUGUUCUGACGAUGAGCAUGUCAAGGUUGUCCGCCGGGCUAUAUAUCCUUGGUACCUUACCUAUAGAUUUGUAGAAUAUAUAAUACCCUUAUUCGCAUACUUUCAGGAGCUGAG